Coregonus clupeaformis (lake whitefish) is the source of this 4589-nucleotide messenger RNA. RefSeq names its product calpain-1 catalytic subunit-like. Gene Ontology annotation, cellular component: cytoplasm. Gene Ontology annotation, biological process: proteolysis. Bases 178 to 2286 code for a protein of 702 amino acids. Gene Ontology annotation, molecular function: calcium ion binding; calcium-dependent cysteine-type endopeptidase activity. The transcript is spliced from 24 exons. Lineage: Eukaryota; Metazoa; Chordata; Actinopteri; Salmoniformes; Salmonidae. The record is from RefSeq and is a predicted model, not a curated record.
UACUGCUCGACUGCACCAACACCGUACACCGUUCUACGUUACACACCCGCCCCGUUCUGAGAUUUAUGCGAUUGAUUAGUCAACUGGAAGUCUGGUACGUAACUAGGAAAAACAUCGAAGCAGGCCUCUUCAAAGUGCCUGCUCAGAGACUCAAGGAUAUCCUGUCCUGUGUCAGGUAUGUCAGGGGGAAUCUCUGCUACCAUAGCCACCAGCAGGCUGCGAGCCGAGGGAAUGGGCUCCAACGACCACGCUGUCCCCUUCCUUAACCAGGACUAUGAGGCUCUGCGGCAGGAGUGUCUGGAGACGGGGUGUCUGUUCGAGGACCCCUCCUUCCUAGCCGAGCCUCCCUCUCUGGGCUUCAAGGAACUGGCCCCCUACUCCGCCAAGACCAGGGACGUGGAAUGGAUGAGACCCACGGAGCUGACAGAUGACCCUCAGUUCAUCCUGGGAGGAGCUACCAGAACAGACAUCUGCCAGGGAGCGCUAGGUGAUUGCUGGCUCCUAGCAGCCAUAGCCUCUCUAACCCUCAAUGAGAGGCUGCUCCACCGAGUGGUCCCUCAUGGUCAGUCCUUCCAAGAGGACUACGCUGGGAUCUUCCACUUUCAGUUCUGGCAGUUUGGUGAGUGGGUGGACGUGGUGAUUGAUGACCGGCUGCCAACGAAGGAUGGAGAGCUGCUGUUCGUCCACUCCGCCGAGGGCAAUGAGUUCUGGAGCGCCCUGCUGGAGAAGGCCUACGCCAAGCUGAAUGGUUCCUACGAGGCUCUGUCUGGAGGCAGCACCACAGAAGGGUUUGAGGACUUCACCGGUGGUGUGUCUGAGAUGUACGAGCUCCGGAAGGCUCCACGGGACCUGUACAGGAUCAUCAGCAAAGCCCUGGACAGAGGCUCCUUGCUGGGCUGCUCCAUCGACAUAACCAGUGCCUUUGACAUGGAGUCUGUCACGUUCAAGAAGCUGGUGAAAGGACAUGCCUACUCAGUCACCGGCCUCAAGCAGGUGGACUACCAGGGUCAGGUGGAGAGGCUGAUCAGGGUGAGGAACCCCUGGGGACAGGUGGAGUGGACUGGGGCCUGGAGCGACAAUUCUCCAGAGUGGGAUGAGUUGGACCCAACUGAGAGAGAGGACCUGCAUCUACAGAUGGAGGACGGAGAGUUCUGGAUGUCAUUCCAGGAGUUCCUGAGGCAGUUUUCCCGUCUGGAGAUCUGUAAUCUGACGGCGGACGCUCUGAGUGAAGACGGCCUCAGCCACUGGAACACCGUCAAGUUCCACGGCAUGUGGAGACGGGGGAGUACCGCCGGGGGCUGCCGUAACCACCCCAACACGUUCUGGAUCAACCCCCAGUAUAAGAUCACCCUGCUGGAGGAAGAUGAUGACCCUGAGGAUGAUGAGGUGGCCUGCAGCUUCCUGGUGGCUCUGAUGCAGAAGGAUAGGAGGAGGUACCGGGGCCAGGGACAGGACAUGCACACCAUCGGGUUCGCCAUCUACGAGAUUCCAGAAGAGUACAGGGGCUGUCAGAACGUGCACCUAAAGAAAGACUUCUUCCUGACCCACUCAUCCUGCGCUCGCUCUGAGACCUUUAUCAACCUGAGAGAGGUCAGCAACCGUCUCCGUCUGCCUCCAGGAGAAUACCUCAUCGUCCCCUCCACCUUCGAGUCUGGCCAAGAGGCCGACUUCGUCCUCCGAGUCUUCACUGAGAAACAGUCCGAGACAGAAGAGCUAGAUGAUAUGAUAUCUGCAGACCUGGAAGAUGAGGGCCCCAUCACUGAAGAUGACAUCGACGACUCUUUCAAAUCCAUGUUUGCGCAGCUGGCAGGAGAGGACAUGGAGAUAUCUGUCCGUGAGCUCAGGACCAUCCUGAACAGGGUGGUGACUAGACACAAAGACCUGAAGACAGACGGUUUCAGUAUGGAGUCCUGUAGGACCAUGGUCAACCUCAUGGAUAAAGAUGGCAGUGCCCGUUUAGGCCUGAUAGAGUUCCAGCUCCUCUGGAAUAAGAUCAGGAAGUGGCUGGUCAUCUAUAGAGAAUAUGACAUGGACAAGUCCGGGUCCAUGAGCUCCUAUGAGAUGCGACUUGCUGUGGAGUCUGCAGGUUUUAAACUGAACAACAGACUGAAUCAGGUCCUAGUGGCUCGCUAUGCUGAGAACGAGGCCAUAGACUUCGACAACUUCGUCUGCUGUCUGGUCAAACUGGAAGCCAUGUUUAGAUCUUUCCAGCAACUGGACAAAGAGGAAGAAGGAGUGGUUGAGAUGAACAUCACUGAGUGGCUGUAUAUGACCAUGUGUGGUUGAAGAGGACCAGUCUUAUCCCAGGAGACAGAACAGCCGAGUGCCUCUUCCCUGGGACCAUGAAGAGCUCCUAGCCUUAGUGUCCUCUGCCUGAUCUGAACUAUAGGGCUGACCUGUACUGUACUGACCCCAUUGUCCUUUCCAGCACUGUUCUGGCUACUAUGGUGAAAACAAACCAGUUCCGUUUGGCCCUAUAGUGUGAAUCAGUUACUCCAGCCAACUACAGUACAGGAUGCCCCCCUCACCCACUCCACCAACUACAGGAUGGCCCCCUCACCCACUCCACCAACUACAGGAUGGCCCCCUUUCCCACUCCACCAACUACAGGAUGGCCCCCUCACCCACUCCACCAACUACAGGAUGGCCCCCUUUCCCACUCCACCAACUACAGGAUGGCCCCCUCACCCACUCCACCAACUACAGGAUGGCCCCCUCACCCACUCCACCAACUACAGUACAGGAUGGCCCCCUCACCCACUCUACCAACUACAGGAUGCCCCCCUCACCCACUACAGGAUGCCCCCCUCACCAACUACAGGAUGCCCCCCUCACCCACUACAGGAUGCCCCCCUCACCAACUACAGGAUGCCCCUCUCACCCACUCCAACCUCAGCCAACUAUAGUACAGGAUGCCCCCUCACCCACUCCACCUCAGCCAACUACAGGAUGCCCCCCUCACCCACUCCAACCUCAGCCAGCCAACUAUAGUACAGGAUGCCCCCCUCACCCACUCCACCUCAGCCAACUACAGGAUGCCCCCUCACCCACUCCAACCUCAGCCAGCCAACUACAGUACAGGAUGCCCCCCUCACCAACUACAGGAUGCCCCCUCACCCACUCCAACCUCAGCCAGCUAACUACAGUACAGGAUGCCCCCUCACCAACUACAGGAUGCCCCCCUCACCCACUCCAACCUCAGCCAGCUAACUACAGUACAGGAUGGCCCCCUCACCCACUCCACCUCAGCUAACCCCAUAUAGCAGUGAGGGUACUAUUAGCCAUGUCAUGCAGAGUGACACCAAGCUAAAGACCACACACCCCAUGCUACGGGGUUACUUAGCUAUACAAAAUGUUGGAAUUGUUUGGUAGAAAACAGUCACUGUAGAACUAUAGAUCUGUCUGUAAGCAGCAUGGGUCAUAGCAUGAAGCAUCAGUAUGGUUGUAUGUUUGCAUUUACAAUUUUUUUAAAUCCCAUUAGUUGAACUUAAAAAAGGCAUCAGGUCUGUUUUUUUUCUUUUGAUGAUUCUUGCAUGUGAACUGUUUCAUAAAGAACCUGCUUCUUUGACCCACCGUGUGGUUAGUGGGGUAUCAUGGGAUAUAUUUUACAGAGGAGAUGGAGACUUGGUGAGUUAGACGGAUACGACUAUCAACAACGUUGUCAUAGAUCCAUUCUUUGGUUUUUAUUUUGUGAGAAAGUCAGGAAGUCUCUUGGUUAUUGCAAUGUUUUGGUAAAUACAAAGUAAAAGUCUUAUUCCCACAAAUGUUAUUUUAAACCAUGGUCCUUUGUAGCUCAAACACAAGGUUAGUGGGUUCGAUUCCCGGGCACACCCUUACGUAAAAUGUAUGCACGCAUGACUAAGUAAUUUUGGAUAAAAGCGUCUGCUAAAUGGCUUUAUAAUAUGACCAAAUCUGAUGAUAUUUGAUGACAUUAUUGAACUAUGCGCAGGUGGCUUUAUUGCGGACAUUAUUUGACUAUGCCCAGUAGGGGGCGGUAUUGAAUAGUCUCAGAACUGGUGUGUGGUUAACGUGUUACUACUGCAGUUGUAGAAUGUUACUGUAUAUGAGGAAAUACAGUAUUUUAGUUAUUGAACUGAACAGCAAAAGUAUAACUGAUCUGGCUGAAAGUAUAGCAAAUAAUAGUUUUAUGGGUUUAAAUAUUUCAUAUUGGAUAUUAUUUUAGACACUUACCAAGUGGAUUGGAUGACAAUGGAGAUUAAAGGGAUGGUUCAUCUCAUUUUGAUUUUGGGGUAUAAUUAAUCUUACCUUGAGUUGUCCAAAUGGAUGAAUUAUCACUAAAGCCAAAGGAAGCUGUGAGAGAAAGGGUUCAACAUAAUAAUGAAAUCAAGGAAUGUCUACUGUACUAACAAGCUGUCUCUCCCUAUAGUUUUUUGAUUUCAUAACAUAUUUCAAAGUAGUAGAUAAGAGAUCACUUGAUUUAUCUCUAUGAUUUCUGAUUGCGUCUAAUAUCUACAUAUUCCUGUUAGAAAAGUGUUGAUUGUGUCAAUCCUGUCUGCAAAAGCUAAGUGAUUCUGAAUGUAAGGUGUGCCUUCAAUAAAAACGUGUUCACGUUAACUCCUGUGAGUGAA